AUGACUUUGUUCCUUGUCUUCUUAAUUUGUAUAUCGCAUGUGGCUAAAUGCCUUCCUCUCAACUCUCCAUUGCUGGACUCGUACGACUACAUUGUUGUCGGCGGCGGUCCAAGUGGACUCACAGUCGCAAAUCGUCUCUCCGAGAACUCCGCCGUCAACGUGCUUCUGCUUGAAGCAGGUCCAGCUGACGACAAUGAGCCUUGGAUCCAAAUACCAUUCUUUGCGGGACAAGGAGUUGGUAGUUCCUUAGAUUGGAACCUCAUGACUGUGCCUCAGACGUACCUGGACGGUAGAGUUCGCGCACUGCCUCAAGGGAGAAACAGAGGCGGUAUUGGCGAUUAUGAUGACUGGGUCGCUCUCGGCAACCCUGGAUGGAGUUUCUGGGAUCUGCUUCCCUAUUUUUGCAAGAGCGAGACUUUCACGCCUCAUACACAGAGCGUCGAUGCUAAUGCCGUUGGCAUCAACCAGAAUCCACUUGUCCACGGCAACAGUGGGCCCGUCAACGUCAGCUUCUCGAACUACAUUUACAAUGAGACGGUCAACUUCUUUUCGGCACUUGAAGAGCUUCAGAUGCCAGUUUCCUACGAUCCGAAUGACGGUACGACAGCUGGUGCAUCCUUUCUGCCCUUGUCUCUCAACCCAACAAACCAGACAAGGUGCGAUGCUCGUUCAGCAUAUUUCGAGCCAUACGCUGCGAGGCCUAACCUUUGGAUUGCGACAAAUCAGUACGUUACCCGCAUCUUGUUCGAGGGAGGAUCUGGUGACCCAAAUACAACGAUACCUACUCCUGGCGAUGCGGGUACGGGCCAAGGCAGCUCAUUUUCAAGACCCGAUGGUCUAUUUCCCAACAUCACCCAGAACGCUGUCACCACCAAACAUCGAAGAUCGUGGCCUGGUCACCACAUCCUGAAGGCUAUCAUGGAUUGUAUCUUCCUGCAAAAACGAGAGCCAACCAACACACCUGUGACUUCUGUUGAGGGCCUCAUCAGAGCUAAUGGAGUUGAGUUCGCAUCGGGAGCGUCCAUUCCAAGAAAGAAUGUCACAGCCGUCAGAGAAGUCAUCACAGCUGCAGGAGCAAUACAUACUCCUCAACUUCUCAAGCUUUCUGGGCUCGGUCCCUCAAGCGAGCUACAGCCGCUCCAGAUACCUGUCUUGGUCGAUCUCCCAGGUGUUGGCAUGAACCUGCAGGAUCAUGUGCUAGUCGGAGUCUUUUACCCCUACCAGAAACCCACGUCUUUGACGAGUGUACAAAUUGCAAGCAACUACACACUGAUGAGCCAAUUCGGUGCCGUCUAUCAAGCAAACAGAACCGGACCUUGGACAGCUGGGCCUCCAGACGGAAACGCAUUUCCCUCCCUCUCAAUCUUGACCAACAGGUCCUUCUCGAUUGUUACCAAAGCCCAGACUCAGAAAGCGAUGGACUACCUACCAGAAGACGUCCAUCCGAACGUACUCGCAGGCUUUGAUGCCCAACGUCAGCUCUUGAUCAAAGCAUUGCAGGACCCAAGGAGAGCGGCGUAUGAGUUGCUGAAUUUCAACUACGGUGCCUUCUCGAACGUGAAUAUGAGGCCGUUCUCUCGUGGCUCUGUCAAACUGAACUCAUCACGUCCCUUCGAUCCUCCGCUCAUCGACCCCCGAUAUGGCUCCAAUCCAGUGGAUCUUGACGUCUUGCUGGCCUCGAUCGUGUACAACCGUCAAGUGCUCGCCACCACCUCAAUGAGGUCGCUGCAGCCCCUGCAACUCAACCCUACUCCGAAUGCUACCGACCAGGAAAUUUUGGAGUUCAUCAAGGCCAACCUGCAAACUGAGUUUCAUCCAAGUGGUAGUUGUGCCAUGUUACCUCUUGAUCUAGGAGGAGUUGUAGAUCCACAGCUGCUCGUAUAUGGGACUCAAAAUCUGAGAAUAGUUGACGCUUCGAUCAUGCCUGUCAUCCCGGCAAGUCAUCUCCAAGCUGUAGUAUACGGCAUUGCUGAGAAGGUUAGA
Aureobasidium melanogenum CBS 110374 is the source of this 1983-nucleotide messenger RNA. RefSeq names its product alcohol oxidase. The transcript is spliced from 7 exons. The record is from RefSeq and is a predicted model, not a curated record. NCBI's taxonomy places the organism in Eukaryota, Fungi, Ascomycota, Dothideomycetes, Dothideales, Saccotheciaceae. The annotation marks the transcript as partial. Gene Ontology annotation, molecular function: flavin adenine dinucleotide binding; oxidoreductase activity, acting on CH-OH group of donors. Gene Ontology annotation, biological process: secondary metabolite biosynthetic process.